Messenger RNA from Oryzias latipes (Japanese medaka), 1844 nucleotides. It is a transcript of the gene fance, whose product is annotated as FA complementation group E. Gene Ontology annotation, cellular component: Fanconi anaemia nuclear complex. The record is from RefSeq and is a predicted model, not a curated record. Gene Ontology annotation, biological process: interstrand cross-link repair. Lineage: Eukaryota; Metazoa; Chordata; Actinopteri; Beloniformes; Adrianichthyidae.
CAGUGUGCGCUCACGGUUGGUUGAGUCUGCGACAUUAAAACGCGAAGAAAUUCCGAAAGUGGCGGUUCUCGCAGGCACUAAGCCCUUAACGUAACGACGGGAUAAAACGAGUACUAUGAGACCAGACCCUGCGAUGCUUCUAGAUGGUUUUGACGGACAGUCGAAGCUGCUGCUUCGGGCGCUGAUGUCCGGUACGUCGGGGACUCGCAGGGCGCUGACUGUAUUUCAAAGACUUCGGCGGGCGAGCUCCAACUUCUCUUUAGGAAGCUUCGUGGAAACUCUAUGUCGAGACAAAAUAAGCUGUUUGGAAGAUGAGUCUGGGCAACUUGAAAUUAAACCAAUUGUGUGGCUGUUUCCAACAUCCUUCAGACAAAACUUGCUGUCUUUUCUUUAUUUGGUUCAACCUCAUCUUCCCGAGAGCGCCGUCCUCCCUUUGCUAAAAUGCCUCGUCCAGGAAACUGGCACCAGCCCGUGGGUCACUGCCCUGGUGAAACAGCUGGAAGUCAGGUCUGGGACUCACCGGGAACAGCCUCUGUGCACCAAUAGAUGCACUCAAAGGCUGAAGGAACUCUCAAAACGCUUGGUGGGUUCUGGUGAGGUCAGAGGUUGGGCCACAUACUUUAGCAGUCCAAGAACAAGUUCAGAACUGAAGGAUGUGCCUGAUGUAUCUGAGCUGGGGACUCAAAGGAAAAGAAGGGGCAGUUUCAUCCAUCUGGACUCAGACAGUGAAGAAACACAACAACACAGUAAACGAAGAAAAACGGAGGAUGAGUGUGCUGAUAAAGGAGAGGGUGUAAAAGCAAUGAUGCCAGUUGUGACUGAAAGUGUUCCCGCUUUAAUUCCUCCACCAGAAAAGGCCUGUGAGGCUCUACCCGAAGACAUGAAGGUCUCAUAUCUCCAAAUAAAAGAGUUACUACAAAGCCAGGCAGAUGUGUGGGACCAAAAUGCAACAAAUUUAUUCAAAGUUCUGAACAACUGUGACCUUCGCCAAGUUGAGGUGUUUUGUACCAGACUGAAGUUUCCUGAGUUACCUGAACACAUCCUACCUAAGCUGUGCGGCAGCCUUUUGUCGCUCUCUCCUGACCUGAGCUACAGCACCGCAACUUCCCUCAUCAGGCAUCUUCUGCUGGAGAAGGUCCUUGCGCUGUCAGAACCAGCCUCUAGAUGUUUGGUAAUGGCGGUCACCUCACUUUGUGACCGCUACCCCAGAUCCACGUGCCAUGCUUUGAUUGGACCAGUGCUUGAUGAUAAAAACAUAGGGAGCCCACAGGUGGAGCUGCUGAACAGACUGAUAGAGGGCUGUCUUGAAUCUCACUACAAACUGCUGGUGCUUCAGUUGACAUUCAAGGUUGAAUGGAGUGAGGCGGUGCUCUCCAUUAUCCACAGCUUGCUAGAUUCUGAGCCUUUCCUAAAUGCAGACGUUUUCACACAGUUCACUGAACAGCUCGUCACUCAGGGUCCUUCAUUCACCAAGUCUGUGAAGUUUGCAAAAAUGAUGUUCACAGCUCUUACCAAAUAUGGCAGUCUUGUGAAUGCUGCGCAUAAACACUCCCUGUCUGCUUGCCUGAUGUCAAAUGAGACGUUCCUGAAGAAAUCUCUUCUAUCUGCUUUGAAACGAAUCACAUGAGGAGUCUGACAUUAAACCUUUUACAUCACUUAAGCAGAAAUUGUGUUUUUGUAAAAGUUGAUUGUGAUGUGGGAAUUUCUCAGUUUGUCUUUAGUUAUCUAAAAAAAAAUCUAUGGCAGUGAAAUAACUAAGUAAACUUUUGACAUAAUUUAAUUGAAUGCAAAUGUUGCUUUAUUUGAUAUUCACACAUUAAAGGUAUCUGUUUACAAAAGUGCAA